CCAGGCGGGCACCUGGAUUCUUCCUCGAUAUAUCCGAAUUCCAAACUCCAGAGGCAGAGCUGUCGAAAUCUUCUUCAUCUGCUGCGGACGAACGCAGCUCUUGCUCUGCCCCGGCCUCACCAAACAAGCGGCCUCGUCAAGUCCGCCGCCGCCGCCGCCGCCGCCAUGGCCUCGCCGGCUAAAGAAGGCAAGAUAACAACAAGUUCCACGAAGUCAGUAGCGGUUGUUGGUGGUGGAGUUAGUGGGCUAGCUGCUGCCUAUAAACUUAAAUCAAAUGGUUUGAGUGUCACCCUCUUUGAAGCUGAAGAAAGAGCUGGAGGCAAAAUCAAAAGCAAUUCAGAGGAUGGUUUUAUAUGGGAUGAAGGGGCAAAUACAAUGACAGAGAGUGAGAAGGAUGUCGGAAGAUUGAUUGAUGACCUAGGUCUGCAAGAGAAGAAACAAUAUCCUAUUUCUCAAAACAAGCGGUAUAUUGUGAGGAAUGGAAUGCCGCAAAUGAUUCCAUCAAAUCCCAUAGCUCUGAUUACGAGUAGCAUUCUGUCUCCACAAUCAAAGUUAAAGAUAUUUCUGGAACCAUUUUUGUGGAAGCACAAUGGCACAAAGAGUUCCUUAAAGGUGUCUGAUGAACGUUCACAGGAUAGCGUGGGGCAGUUCUUUCAACGUCAUUUUGGAACAGAGGUUGUUGAUUAUCUUGUUGAUCCUUUUGUGGCUGGCACCAGUGGUGGGGAUCCGGAAUCACUAUCUAUGCGCCAUGCAUUUCCAGAGUUAUGGAAUCUAGAAAAGAAGUUUGGUUCAGUCUUUAUUGGGGCCAUCCGGUCCAAACUAACAGGUAAAGCCAAAGUUAAGGGGGAAGGAAGAACAUCAGUGGAAAAGACAAAACAUCAGCGUGGUUCAUUUUCUUUUCAUGGUGGAAUGAAGGCACUCACGGACACGCUAUGUAAGGAGCUUGGUGGUGAUAACUUGAAACUAAAUUCAAAGGUGUUGUCAUUAUCUUGUAAUGUCGAUGGAAGCUCUCCAUUUAGUAGCUGGUCACUUUUUUAUGCUGCAAAUGAUGCCAAAACUAAGGCGCUCAGAAAGGAUCAAUCUUUUGAUGCAGUCAUAAUGACAGCUCCCCUUUGUAAUGUUGAGGAGAUGAAAUUCACAAAAAAGGGAAAACCUUUUGUUCUUGACUUUCUUCCAAAGGUAAACUAUCUACCAAUAUCUGUCAUAGUCACCGCCUUUAAGAAGGAAAAUGUCAGAAGACCCCUGGAGGGAUUUGGAGUUUUAGUGCCUUCCAAAGAACAACAGAAUGGCUUGAAAACUCUUGGUACUCUUUUUUCUUCCAUGAUGUUUCCCAAUCGAGCUCCCAAUGAUCAGUAUCUCUACACUACAUUUGUUGGGGGCAGUCGGAAUAGGGAUUUAGCUGGAGCACCACUGGAUGAGCUGAAACAAACAGUGACUUCUGACCUUAGAAAGUUGUUGGGUGUAGAGGGACAGCCAACAUUUGUCAAGCACAUUUACUGGAGAAAUGCUUUUCCCUUGUAUGGUCAUGAUUAUAAUUUAGUCUUAGAAGCUAUAGAAAAGAUGGAGCAAAACCUUCCAGGGUUCUUCUAUGCAGGUAACCAUAGGGAUGGAUUGUCUGUUGGGAAAGCGAUAACAUCAGGAUUCAAAGCAGCUGACCUUGUAAUUUCUUAUCUAAAUUCCUGUAGCAAACAAGAUGCUUGAUGUAACAUAAUGUAAAAACUCUUAACUGCCAAUUCAUUUAAUAAAUCAAAUAACCAGCAGCUUGUUCUUUGUUGUUUCGA
This is a messenger RNA of Phoenix dactylifera (date palm), 1781 nucleotides long. RefSeq names its product Flavin containing amine oxidoreductase family (gene HEMG2). NCBI's taxonomy places the organism in Eukaryota, Viridiplantae, Streptophyta, Magnoliopsida, Arecales, Arecaceae. Gene Ontology annotation, cellular component: chloroplast thylakoid; chloroplast. The record is from RefSeq and is a predicted model, not a curated record. Gene Ontology annotation, molecular function: protoporphyrinogen oxidase activity, oxygen as acceptor. Gene Ontology annotation, biological process: porphyrin-containing compound biosynthetic process.